Schistocerca gregaria is the source of this 941-nucleotide messenger RNA. RefSeq lists its product as uncharacterized. Bases 2 to 643 code for a protein of 213 amino acids. The record is from RefSeq and is a predicted model, not a curated record. The transcript has 7 exons. Lineage: Eukaryota; Metazoa; Arthropoda; Insecta; Orthoptera; Acrididae.
AAUGGCGCAGUUUGCGUUCUGCCUCACGUUAUUCGUUGCGUUAUCCAUUAUUCACAUACUCUUGGAAGCUACAAGUGAAGAAAUCCCAAGACUAGAAAUAUCAGAUGACGAUAACUUAAACAAUAUCAUUCAACUUUUUAUGUAUCCAAAGAUCCCCAAUGAACCUUGCGAUUCUGAGUUUAAAAUAUGUGGAAUAUACAUGUGUGUAGGUGAAGCAAAAGAGAACUUGGAAGAAGUUGAGAUUGGUUCACAGUCACCAAUUAUAGACACUACUGUGAAGCAAGUAUCUAAUGAAGAUAAGAAGUGCUUUUGUAGCAGUAAAGCAGAAGAGCUAUUCAUUAAACAAGAGGUAAUGAAAGUGGGGGAUCUGCAUUUUGUAGAUUACAGGAUACAAGAAGAUUUUGAAAAUGGCUACAACUAUAUAAUACAUGACUGGAACUUAACUGUAUUCACAGAAAUUCCAGAUGAGCAUUAUGAAAACCCCAGUGUAAUUCACUGUAUAAGCAAGAAUACAUGUAUGGUUGUAUGCCACGUGAGGAAGUCUAAACUAUUAAAGGACACAAAAUCAUAUAUCAUAAUUUUAGCUACACUGACAGUUCUUCUCUGUUUUAUUUCUGCGUGCGUUCUAAGAACACAUAAUUGAUAACAAUGAAGACAACAUUAGAACUGUCAGAGAAAGUAUACCAACAGGUGAAAAUACAACUGAAAUGCAUAAGAAAAUCCUUCAGAGAGCUUUGUUAUCAGAUGAUGUGUUUACUGAUGCAUACAGAGCUUGCCAUAAAACUUGAAGCAGCAUUGUGGGUUUCCCGGAAUGAAACCAGAUGACAACACAGCUGAAGAGACUACAGAGGAGAUGUAAAACUGAAUAACUCAGAACAAGAAAUACGGUCUGGGAUAAAGGAUGUGACAGAGAGGGAACUGUAAGAAAUAUCACCAUAGAA